AUGCCGACGGACUCAACGGACGUCGGAGUCACACGGUUUAAAAUUGAAAAGGGGUUGCUCAGUAAAAUCCCUGGCCCUGUACCUCUCUCCCCAUCGGUGCAGCGUUCUUUGGCACUGGCCCCACUCUCGCAUGUUUCGCCUGAAUUCGUGAAAAUUUUUCAGGAAUCUUUGCAUAUGACAAGAAAAGUUGUGCAUACGAACUCCUCUUCAACGGCUUUCAUUCUAGCCGGUAGUGGCACAUUUGGGUGGGAUCAAGUCGGUGCCAAUCUGAUAGAAACAGGUGAUAGGGUGCUGGUCAUCCAUACUGGUUAUUUUGGUGAAGGGUUCAAAGACUGCUUGGAGACAUAUGGCGCGAAAGUGGACGUCGUGAAGUCCGUACUGGGCGGCACAGUACCCAUAAAUGAGAUCGAGAAAGCACUCCGCACAGCAGGGUCUCAGCCGUACAAAUUGGUCACCAUUACACAUGUCGACACGUCAACUGGUGUUCUUUCAGAUGCACGCUCUAUUGCAGCUUCUGUAAGGCGUAUCAGUCCCAGUACUUUGGUCGUUUUGGAUGCGGUGUGCUCGCUUGCUUCGGAAGAUGUACAAAUGGAUGCUUGGGGACUGGAUGUUGUUCUUUCUGCCAGCCAGAAAGGUUUGGGUGCUCCCCCUGGGCUCAGCAUUCUUGUUGCCAGUCAACGUACGGUUUCUGGUUUUGAAGAUAGGAUCAAACGUGGUGUAAAGUCUGGUUCUUACUAUUCGAGUUGGCAAAAAUGGCUUCCAAUCAUGCGUGCUUAUGAUCAAAACAAGCCCGCCUAUUUCGGCACUCCUGCUGUUAAUCUAGUCCGCGCCUAUCAUGCGUCCCUUCUCGAAAUUACAGAUGGACCAAUCACAUUACCUCAGCGUCUCGCUUUACACAGAGCUGCCAGCGACUUAGUCAAAAAAGCUGGGGAAGCCUUGGGUAUGAUCCAAGUUGCCCACGAACCCAAUGGUCGGGCUCACGGCAUGACCGCCCUCUACGUUCCAAACAUCAAAGGUCUUUCACUUACAGCCGCGGACAUUUUGGCAUGUGUUGGGAAGCGCGGCGUGGUUAUGGCAGGGGGGCUCGUGGCGGAGGUCAAAGAGAAAUAUAUUAGGAUCGGCCAUAUGGGUUGGAGUGUGGUGGGUGGCAAUGGUAAGGACGUGCAGUUUGUCGUGAAAGUAUUGGAAGAGGCCGUGAAAGAGGCAAUCGAAAUCAGCAGGAAGAAAACUUCGACCGUAUCAGCACGUCUGUGA
This is a messenger RNA of Psilocybe cubensis, 1254 nucleotides long. RefSeq lists its product as uncharacterized. NCBI's taxonomy places the organism in Eukaryota, Fungi, Basidiomycota, Agaricomycetes, Agaricales, Agrocybaceae. Gene Ontology annotation, molecular function: L-alanine:glyoxylate transaminase activity; L-serine:pyruvate transaminase activity. The coding region runs from base 1 to 1254 and encodes 417 amino acids. Gene Ontology annotation, cellular component: peroxisome. The record is from RefSeq and is a predicted model, not a curated record. The transcript has 5 exons.